AUGUUUGUCCCUUCAGUAUACUUUAAACCCAUAUCUUUUGGUUAUACUACUUAUGGAGCAUACGGAAUAUCUGGAUUUAUUAUGGCAAUCUACUUCUGCGAGUGGAAACAAGUCGGCCAAUAUAUUCCGCUUUGGAACAAACGAUAUUCCACUGAGUAG
This is a messenger RNA of Haemonchus placei, 159 nucleotides long. The record is from the annotation of a GenBank genome assembly. Lineage: Eukaryota; Metazoa; Nematoda; Chromadorea; Rhabditida; Trichostrongylidae.